AUGAUGAGCGCCAUUCACGGCUUCGCCGAAGCGGCGCGGCUGGUGGGCAUCUUCUCGGGCACCUUGAAGUCCGGCGAGUACACGUGGGCGGGCGCGCUGGCCGUUGGAUUGGUCAUGAACGUGCUGGCUCGAUGUGGAUGGACGCGGUUCUUUGCCUACUGCAUGCUGAAACGCCUGGUGGGGCUUCCAAGCGCUUUGGUUUUGGCACCAUCGGCGUAUGGCAAACUCUUUGAUGAAAUCAAGAUCUACGUGGGAUACUUCAGAUUUCCAGCUGUUCUGGCCCUCUUGCUGGCGAGAGGGAUUGUCUAUCAAGAUUUCUCUCUCUCAGGGCCGCAUUCUGCAGCAUUCAACGCUUCUGCACUCUGUGCAUUACUUUGCAUGCUGCUGGCAGAAAAUGUGGAAGAUUUCAUCGUGGUCCAGCAGAUUGUUCCGAUGAGCCCGGUGUUGUCCGAAUUCGUCGACACCAAUCUUCAUAGCUUUGGGAGGCAUGGCAGCUUGCUCAGCAUGGACUUGCGAGUGCAACAUGGCAAGAGCGUGGACGGUGGACCUGAAUCGUCCGGUGACGCUUGGCGGAUGGAGGAACUGGAUCAGAACGGCCGCAAGAGGAUUCAGCAUGCCAAGUCCAAGUCCAGUGCUGUCAAGAUGUCAUCCAUCCUACCCUCCGAGCAGACCCCGCGACCCGAAACAGAGAACCCUGGCCACUCGCCGCUCGCCGGUCCGCCGGCAGCGACCUCCGGCGAAGGCCGAGCGCGAGCCUCCAGGUUGAGCCUCGAGAGCGAGGAGCGAGUGAUUGAGAAGCCCAGCGGCUCGCGGCCGAGCGUCGCGCCGCCGCCGCCUGAGGAAGAGGCGGAUGGGAGCCCGGUGCCUUCACUGCAGCCGCUGCCGUUGGGACCCUCUGAACGACUGAGCGUCUCCGUGAUGAACAUGCACAGGCAAAUCAGCCAGCGCUCGGUCCGUGAUUCCGGCGACGACACCCAAGUCGUGGUGAUCGCUUCGCUGGGCGAGUGCCGCCACAGCAGCCCCUCGCGGAUCCGGCGCUGGUUCGGCCAGCAGCGGAGUGUGCACCCGUCGCUGCUGCUGCACGGCUUGCGCGCCAUGCCCUUCGCCUGCCAGCUGGCUCCAGUGGCCGCCCUCAGCGAAGCCACCUUGUGCUUUCUCAACACCGCUGUGGGCCCGGGCUUUCUACGGGGUUUGCGGGGAGUGCCCUGUGAGGAUUCUGAGGGCUUCGAGUCACUUUGGUGGCCUUGCCCCAUGGUGUGCUAG
Durusdinium trenchii is the source of this 1263-nucleotide messenger RNA. The record is from the annotation of a GenBank genome assembly. Lineage: Eukaryota; Dinophyceae; Suessiales; Symbiodiniaceae.